Molecule: messenger RNA, 2125 nt
Organism: Monopterus albus (swamp eel)
Lineage: Eukaryota; Metazoa; Chordata; Actinopteri; Synbranchiformes; Synbranchidae
Gene: sde2
Product: SDE2 telomere maintenance homolog (S. pombe)
Exons: 8
Coding region: 72-1406 (444 amino acids)
Cellular component (GO): nucleus
Source: RefSeq, a predicted model, not a curated record
ACUGCGAACAAGUGUAGAAGAAGAGACGCGCAUGCGCACAGCCUGCUCAGUUGAUUAUAGGAGAAGCCAAUAUGGAGGUGUUUGUGAGCUUUCAGAGUUUCAGGUUUUCUAACUUAAAGUUUCCAGAAGGUUCUGUGGUCAGAGAUGUUCUGCAGCGGUUUCCUCUGGUCCAACGGGGAGUCUCUGCUCAGGAUUUCUACAUCAUCAGAAAUGGCAGACUGUCUGACCUGGAGGAACCCCUGCAGCAUGGAGCUGUCUAUCACCUGGAGCCCCGCCUCUGUGGAGGGAAAGGAGGGUUCGGCUCCAUGCUGCGAGCACUGGGCGCUCAGAUCGAGAAGACGACGAACCGUGAAGCCUGCAGAGACCUCAGCGGGCGCCGACUGCGAGACGUCAACCACGAGAAAGAGAUGGCGGAGUGGCUGAAGAAGCAGGCGGAGCGGGAAGCGGAGAAGGAACAACGGCGCCUGGAGCGUCUACAGAGGAAACUGUCCGAACCCAAACACCAAUUCACUGAUCCAGAAUACCAGCAGCAGUGCCAUGACCUUUCAGAGCGGCUGGAGGACUCUGUGCUCAAAGGUCUGCAGGCCGCCUCCAGCGGCCAGGUGCAGGUGGACGAGGUCUCUGUAGCGAAGAGACCAAACCUGGACCAGAGUGAACAGCCGCAGAAGAAGAAAAAGAAGAUGGAGGCAGCGGCAGCAUGUUUCUGGACAGGCGUGGAUGAGCUUCUGAGCUCAGAGGACGAAGAUGAUGACUCUCCAUCCACGUCAUCCUCCAACUGUGGAGCUGCUGCCCUUACUGUGAUGACAAAGGAUGAGACUCCAUCCUCCACCAGCUGUGCAACCGCUGUCACCAUGACGACACAGAGACAGGAGGUGGAGCCUGAGCAGAACAGCAGCUCAUCUCCUGCUUGUGACCGCAGCUCAUCCUCCACCCAUCAAACCGCUGGACCCUCAGAGGAGCAGAGGCCCUCAGAGUCCCCCCAAGACCAAACCGCCGGACCCUCAGAGGAGCAGAGGCCCUCAGAGUCCCCCCAAGACCAAACCGCCGGACCCCCAGAGUCCCCCCAAGACCAAACCGCCAGACCCCCAGAGUCCCCCGAAGACCAGACUGCCGGACCCUCAGCGGAGCAGAAUCCACAGGUUUCUGGACCCUUGGAGGUGUCCAGCUGUUGGUCUCAGCAGCAGCAGCAGCGGGGCGCUGCCCUGGACCUGUCCUCUGUGGUGUCUGUCCACCAGCUGGAGGCUCUAGGUCUGGAUGCCCUGAAGGAGGAACUGAUGCUUCGAGGGCUGAAGUGUGGGGGAACGCUGGCGGAGCGCGCUGCCCGGCUCUUCUCCAUCAGGGGCCUGACCCCAGAUCAGAUCGACUCGGCACUGCUCACCAAACCAGGCAAGAUCAAGAGGAAGUGAGCAGGUCAGAGGUCACGCCUCUAAAGGAACAGUCCGGCUUUUCUUUAAUUGGGCAGGUUUUCUAAAAACAUGCACCUGUUCCACCAACACAGCGGGCGGGACAGAUGUUUUCAGCUGCAGCCAGUCUUGUCCUUGGAGCUGUUAAAGGUGCAGACGGUCACGUUGUGUAGCUCAUCCCACUAUGGCACCAGAGAAUGUGGAGGACUCAGUGUAACAUGUGAGACCAGAGCCUGGUUUAUUGGUCUGUGCAGUAGACCACUGUUGUCCAGAAACUACUGAACACACCCCAGUGUGUGUAUAACGGUGUUUAGACAGCAGAGGUCUCGCAUUCUCUGGUGCUGUUGUGAGAUGAGCUACACUACGUCACCGGCUGCACCUUCAGUGUUGGACACAAACGUUUUAACCCGGUGACCAGUUACAGCCUGAUGGCAGAGAGCUGUGGCCUCAAAGGUCACAUGCCCCUGCAUUAAGCCUCUUCAUUGGCUGAGCAUAAGACUGAAACUCAGCUUUCUUGAGGUUUUGAUGCUCAGCUGAUCUUCUGAAACAUGACUUUGAGAUUUUUGCCAGGGUUUUUAUUUGAGGCCUUGGCAAAACCAGGAUUUCACUGAUGUUGCUGAAAUUGAGUUCUGUCAUAUUUAGGAACAACAGUCCUGAUAUAAAAAGCUUGUUCACAUUUUGUCAAAUGAUUUCUCUUCAAUUAAAGUGUUUAUGAAACAAAA